CCCCCAUGCCCUUUGCCCGAUUGCUAUUGAUCGUUAGGUACAUGCACGGGCUUGGACGCCGCAUUUGCGGUCCGCACAGCGCAGGGUACGGCCCCAUAUGAGUCACACACGCGGCGAGCCGGCCGAUCAUUCAAGAUCGGAAUCUUUAUGCCUGUAUUCUCGAAGAAAUUACUACCGCGAUAUCAUCCAUCUUCCUGUCAAAUUUAAGCUACCAAGUCCGAUUUGGCAGUGUCAGCAAAGUCUACCUAUCGAGCUCUUCAGCUGGAUCUUACAAGAUGUGAGACCCGACGACGUUCUCAACUUGCGUCUGGUCAGUACCCUGAUAUGUCAUAAGGCCACCGAGACGAAAUUCAAGCGUCUAGUCCGGAGCUUGACAGUCGAGGUCUCCAAAUGGUCACUGCAGUCCUUCGUUGAGAUUACCAAGAAUCCUUCAUUAAGUUCCUACGUCAAGGAUGUUACCGUCGUCGGCCUCGUCUACGAUUGGGCAGACCUCUACCGCAGGUCGUCGCGCCCUCGAACAAUUCCAAAGCUUGCCCUCGGCGUAGGGACCAUAAUGCAUCAAAUCGACCAAUUGGAAUGCGGAAUGAUCGGGCCAGAACAAGCCCAGAGUGACAUCACUACCCUGCGGUGGGCAAACUGUAAUCUGGAGAAUUUGCACCGGAAAGGCCGUGACGUCGAGCUCAUGCGAGCGGCAUUCUCGAACAUCGCCGCUGUUAGUCCCUCGGGACUGCAAAGCUUGUCACUUGAAGUGGCAGUAUAUCACGAUAACGCGGGAAACACUGCGCGAGCAUUCGAAAGAUUUAAGACGCCAUGGGAGCUGUUCUUUGGAGCAGCUUGUCGUACCUUCAGACUCGCCAUGGCAGCUUUAAAAGGUUCAUCGCUCAAAGUCAAGUCCCUCACCAUUUUCAACAAUAUCCCAUCUACUCUAGCGUACAGCUUACCCUGUAUAGAACUUGGUAAACUCGAUUGGAAUGCACUGGUUCAGUCUCAGACACUGAGAGGCUUGAAGAAACUGUCUCUCAGUAUCUCUGAUCAAAUCCCGCGGUCGACUGAGGAAGUUGAUGACUCCAAGAUUGCCGAGCUCCUGAGUCCAGCAAAUUAUAGUGGUCUCCCUAGAUUGCUUCUAGCAUGUCCAGAAAUUGAGGAUCUCUACGUAUCGAUAUACCGCAUCCCGGCAAUCACGAUUGGAAAAGAGUCGUUCGAUGUAUACGACUCGAAGAAGGAAAGACGUGCUAAGGAGGCAAAGGCUGCACGAGACAAGCGCGCAUAUAAUGGUGCUCAGCAGGCCAUGUGGCAGCGGCAGACUUUUCAACUCAUGCACUUCAAACUUCAUUGCCUCAGAAUAGUACGUUUUGGAGGAUUCACUGUCACAACAGCAGACUUUGCUCUGUUCCUGAGAAACCAUAAAACUACGAUUCAGUCACUUGUACUACAUCAUAUUAGACUCAAGGGGGACCCACUGUCGAUGAUCACAAGAGUCAUCGCGGGUGAGAUGUCAGCUCUGCUCGAGAUCAGACUGCAAGACAUCACAGAACGAUACUUCAGUCCGCCAGAGGACGAAGACGGAUACUCGGAGGGUGAAGACGGGUGCUGGAGGCAUGGGCUGGCAUUAUUCCGGGUGGGAGACGAAGUUCUACAUUAUACAGAACUCAGCGGAGUCCACAACAAUCGGAACAUCAUUCGGUGCUGGGGAUCUGACGUGAAGAAGGAGAUCAAAUACAAUCAUGAAUCCGGCAUGCGUCGCAACAAUCGCCAAUUCGGUCGCGAUCGCGAUCCCAAGUUCCGGGAUGGGGAAUGCAAUAAGUGGGACAGACUACAGUUUGGUGCUCGGUUCGAGGAUAUAGAUGAGUAGACCAUAUACACGAGAGUUCCAUUGUUGUCUUUACACGCGUGUUACUGUCGAUUUGGAUAUGAUAUGAUCUACUUAAUAAACUCCAUGACCCAUCCUCACA
Dissoconium aciculare CBS 342.82 is the source of this 1952-nucleotide messenger RNA. RefSeq lists its product as uncharacterized. NCBI's taxonomy places the organism in Eukaryota, Fungi, Ascomycota, Dothideomycetes, Mycosphaerellales, Dissoconiaceae. The transcript has 2 exons. The coding region runs from base 98 to 1852 and encodes 584 amino acids. The record is from RefSeq and is a predicted model, not a curated record.